CAAUUUCAUUUCUUCAAGCUCGUCUAAUUUCGUACACUAUUUUUCUCACUCUUUUUUACAGUUAUUAGCACAAACACUCGCAUUUGAAUUCACAUGUCCUUAGCAAAUCUGUUUGGCUUUGGGCCCGUGGCUGACGUGACGGUAAUUCUAAAUGGUGAAGAUGAGCGCCAGCAAGUCGAGUACCGGGUGGGCAAGGACAAACGCGACAAGGCGCCGCUGUACUUUGACGGCGAAUCAAUAUCAGGAAAGGUAGUCGUGCGCGUACACGAGGGCAAACAGCUGGAGCACUACGGAAUCAAGGUGCAAUUUAUUGGCAGCAUUGAAAUGUUUUAUGACCGCGGGAACCACUACGAGUUUGUGUCUCUCGUGCAGGAGCUGGCAGCGCCAGCGGAGCUCACCAACACGACAAUGUACAACUUUGAGUUCAAAAACGUCGAGAAGCAGUAUGAGAGCUACCAGGGAAUCAACGUUAAGCUGCGGUACUUUGUCCAGGCCACCGUGUCUAAGCGCGUCGGGGCCAUUAUGCAGAGCAAGGACCUCUGGGUGUACUCAUACCGCGUCCCGCCAGAGGUGAACAGCUCUAUCCGCAUGGAGGUCGGGAUUGAGGACUGCCUGCACAUUGAAUUCGAGUACAACAAGUCAAAGUACCACUUGAAAGACGUCAUCGUGGGCAAAAUUUACUUUUUGCUUGUGCGGAUCAAAAUCAAGCACAUGGAGCUGUCGAUUAUUCGCAGGGAGACAACGGGAGCAGCGCCCAAUCAGUACAACGAGAGUGAGACCAUUACAAAGUUUGAAAUUAUGGAUGGCGCGCCAGUGCGUGGCGAGACCAUCCCCAUUCGCUUGUUCCUCGGCGGUUUUGACCUGACGCCGACGUACAGAGACGUGAACAAAAAAUUUUCGACCAGAUACUAUCUGAAUCUGGUCCUUAUUGAUGAGGAAAACCGGCGGUACUUUAAGCAGCAGGAAAUCACGCUGUAUCGAAAAAACGGCGGAGAGAAGAAGACCCCCGAUGGUAGGGACGACUCUGAAUUGGAAGCGCACCUUGGCAACUCUGCAUAACCCGUAGAGCUCUUUUAUAUAACCCUAGCUUGCUUGGUUCUUGUUUUUUCUUAAAAUUAAUUUUCCAGUAAUUUUUUACAAGCUGAGCGACUACUUUGUGGCAG
Kickxella alabastrina is the source of this 1163-nucleotide messenger RNA. RefSeq names its product putative PEP8-vacuolar protein sorting/targeting protein. The transcript is spliced from 3 exons. The record is from RefSeq and is a predicted model, not a curated record. Bases 94 to 1059 code for a protein of 321 amino acids. Gene Ontology annotation, cellular component: retromer complex; endosome. Lineage: Eukaryota; Fungi; Kickxellomycota; Kickxellomycetes; Kickxellales; Kickxellaceae. Gene Ontology annotation, biological process: intracellular protein transport; retrograde transport, endosome to Golgi.